Molecule: messenger RNA, 6405 nt
Organism: Gavia stellata (red-throated loon)
Lineage: Eukaryota; Metazoa; Chordata; Aves; Gaviiformes; Gaviidae
Gene: EML6
Product: EMAP like 6
Exons: 44
Coding region: 1-5970 (1989 amino acids)
Molecular function (GO): microtubule binding
Source: RefSeq, a predicted model, not a curated record
AUGGCGGAUCGGACAGCUCCUAGAUGCCAGCUCCGUCUGGAGUGGGUUUACGGGUACAGGGGUCACCAGUGCCGCAACAACCUGUACUACACGGCAGGCAAAGAGGUGGUGUACUUCGUGGCUGGAGUCGGCGUGGUUUAUAACACCAGAGAGCACAGCCAGAAAUUCUUCCUUGGGCACAACGAUGAUAUUAUCAGCCUUGCAGUUCACCCGGAUAAAACUUUAGUAGCUACAGGGCAGGUUGGGAAGGACCCUUACAUUUGCAUCUGGGAUUCCUACCGUGUACAGACUGUGUCUGUUCUUAAGGAUGCACAUACACAUGGAGUUGCCUGCUUAGCUUUUGAUUCAGAUGGCCAGCGUUUAGCUUCAGUGGGACUGGAUGCCAAAAAUACAGUGUGUAUUUGGGACUGGAAGAGAGGAAAACUACUGGCAACAGCUACAGGCCAUUCAGACAGGAUAUUCGAUAUUUCCUGGGAUCAAUAUCAACCAAAUAGAAUAGUCAGCUGUGGAGUGAAACACAUAAAGUUUUGGACAUUGUGCGGAAAUGCGCUGACAGCAAAGAGAGGAAUAUUUGGUAAAACAGGAGAUCUCCAAACUAUCCUUUGUUUAGCAUGUGCAAAAGAAGAUAUCACGUACUCUGGUGCUUUAAAUGGAGACAUCUAUGUUUGGAAAGGGCUAAACUUAGUCCGCACAAUUCAAGGAGCACAUAGUGCUGGAAUUUUUAGUAUGUAUGCUUGUGAGGAAGGUUUUGCCACUGGAGGGAGAGAUGGUUGCAUUCGGUUAUGGGACACUGAUUUCAAACCAAUUACUAAAAUUGAUCUCAGGGAGACUGAACAAGGAUACAAAGGUUUGUCCAUCCGAAGUGUCUGUUGGAAAGCGGACAGACUUUUAGCAGGGACACAGGACAGUGAAAUAUUUGAGGUGCUAGUAAGAGAGAGAGAUAAACCCAUGCUGAUUAUGCAGGGUCAUUGUGAAGGGGAGCUCUGGGCCCUGGCGGUCCAUCCAAAGAAGCCUUUAGCAGUCACAGGCAGUGAUGAUCGAUCUGUACGAUUAUGGAGUCUUGCUGACCAUGCCUUGAUAGCUCGUUGUAAUAUGGAAGAAGCAGUGCGGAGUGUGUCUUUCAGUCCUGAUGGAUCACAAUUAGCACUUGGAAUGAAGGAUGGCUCCUUCAUUGUUCUUCGAGUACGAGACAUGACAGAGGUAGUUCAUAUUAAAGACAGAAAAGAAGUAAUCCAUGAAAUGAAAUUUUCACCAGAUGGCUCUUACCUUGCCGUGGGUUCUAAUGAUGGCCCAGUGGAUAUUUAUGCGGUUGCUCAGCGAUACAAAAAAAUAGGAGAGUGCAACAAAUCUUCUAGUUUUAUAACUCAUAUUGACUGGUCUGUGGAUAGUAAGUUCUUGCAAACCAAUGAUGGUGCAGGAGAGAGACUGUUCUACAAGAUGCCAUCUGGGAAGCAUCUAACUAGCAAAGAUGAGAUCAAAGGAAUUCACUGGGCUUCAUGGACCUGUGUGAUAGGAUCUGAAGUGAAUGGAAUUUGGCCAAAAUAUACAAACAUUACAGAUGUCAACUCUGUGGAUGGAAAUUACAACAGCUCAGUGCUAGUGACUGGAGAUGAUUUUGGGCUGGUUAAAUUAUUCAGAUUUCCAUGCCUAAAAAAAGGAGCUAAAUUUAGAAAAUACGUUGGCCAUUCAGCACAUGUAACCAACGUCCGUUGGUCCCAUGAUUUUCAGUGGGUUUUAAGUACAGGAGGUGCUGAUCACUCUGUUUUUCAGUGGCGAUUUGUUCCAGAAGGGAUAACAAAUGGCAUCCUUGAAACACCUCUACAAGAGGGUGGCAUUGAUUCCUACAGUGAAGAAUCAGAUUCAGAUUUAUCUGAUGUGCCAGAGUUAGAUUCUGACAUUGAGCAGGAAGCUCAAAUCAACUAUGAUCGCCAGGUUUACAAAGAAGACCUACCUCAGCUGAAACAGCAAAGUAAAGAGAAAAACCAUUCUGUGCCCUUCCUUAAAAGAGAGCGAGCGCCUGAGGACAGUUUAAAGUUGCAGUUUAUACAUGGUUAUAGAGGCUAUGACUGUCGAAAUAACUUGUUCUACACACAAACGGGAGAAGUAGUGUAUCAUAUUGCUGCUGUAGCUGUUGUAUAUAAUAGGCAACAACACACUCAAAGGCUGUAUCUUGGUCACGAUGAUGACAUCCUCAGCCUAAGCAUUCACCCAGUGAAAGACUAUGUUGCUACUGGACAGGUUGGAAGAGAUGCUGCUAUCCAUGUUUGGGACACACAGACACUGAAAUGCUUGUCAUUGCUCAAAGGCCAGCAUCAAAGAGGAGUGUGUGCACUGGAUUUUUCAGCUGAUGGAAAAUGUUUGGCAUCUGUUGGGCUAGAUGAUAAUCAUGCCAUUGUGUUUUGGGAUUGGAAAAAAGGAGAAAAGCUAGCAACAACCAGGGGCCAUAAAGAUAAAAUAUUUGUAGUGAAGUGUAAUCCACAUCAUGUAGACAAACUAGUCACAGUUGGGAUGAAACACAUCAAAUUUUGGCAACAAACAGGUGGAGGCUUUACAUCAAAACGAGGAACAUUUGGAACUACUGGAAAAUUGGAAACUAUGAUGAGCGUUUCAUAUGGGCGAAUAGAAGAUCUAGUUUUCUCUGGUGCUGCUACUGGAGACAUUUAUAUCUGGAAGGAUACUCUGUUGCUUAAGACAGUGAAAGCCCAUGACGGACCUGUAUUUGCCAUGCAUGCAUUGGAUAAGGGUUUUGUAACUGGUGGAAAAGAUGGAAUUGUGGCACUUUGGGAUGAUAUGUUUGAAAGAUGUCUGAAGACAUAUGCUAUUAAAAGAGCAGCACUAUCUGCUAGUUCUAAAGGUUUACUUUUAGAAGACAAUCCCUCUAUUCGAGCCAUCAGUCUAGGACAUGGGCACAUACUAGUGGGAACUAAAAAUGGAGAGAUACUUGAAAUUGAUAAAAGUGGCCCUAUGACUCUACUUGUCCAGGGACAUAUGGAAGGAGAAGUCUGGGGCUUGGCAGCUCAUCCUCUCUUGCCCGUCUGUGCAACAGUGAGUGAUGAUAAAACACUACGAAUCUGGGAACUUUCAUCCCAGCACCGCAUGCUGGCAGUGAGGAAACUCAAAAAAGGUGGACGAUGCUGUGCCUUUUCUCCUGAUGGGAAAGCCUUGGCUGUAGGGUUGAAUGAUGGGAGUUUUCUGGUGGUAAAUGCUGACACUGUUGAAGACAUGGUCUCUUUUCACCACAGAAAGGAAAUGAUCUCAGAUAUAAAGUUUUCACGAGAAUCAGGAAAGUACCUGGCUGUGGCUUCCCAUGAUAAUUUUGUAGAUAUUUACAAUGUACUUACCAGCAAAAGAGUUGGCAUUUGUAAAGGUGCAUCUAGCUAUAUCACACACAUUGACUGGGACUCAAGAGGAAAGUUAUUGCAAGUCAAUUCUGGUGCCAAAGAACAACUAUUUUUUGAAGCACCCAGGGGGAAAAGGCAUAUUAUAAGAAUUGCUGAGAUAGAGAAGAUUGAGUGGGACACCUGGACAUGUGUUCUUGGUCCUACUUGUGAAGGAAUUUGGCCCAUGCACAGUGAUGUCACCGUUGUAAAUGCAGCUAGUCUUACAAAAGAUGGAACACUAUUAGCUACGGGAGAUGAUUUUGGGUUUGUGAAGCUUUUUUCAUAUCCAGUGAAGGGCCAACAUGCGAAAUUCAAGAAGUACGUGGGUCACAGCGCACAGGUAACCAAUGUGCGGUGGUUACACAAUGACUCUGUGCUGCUGACUGUAGGUGGUGCUGAUACAGCUUUGAUGAUCUGGACCAGAGAAUUUUUGGGCAUUCAGGAGAGUAAGCUGGUUGAUAGUGAAGAAUCAGACACAGAUGCAGAAGAAGAUGGAGGUUAUGAUAGUGAUGUUGCAAGAGAAAAAGCAAUUGACUAUACCACUAAGAUCUAUGCAGUAAGCAUCCGAGAAAUGGAAGGGACAAAACCACAUCAACAGCUGAAGGAAGUUUCAGUAGAAGAGAGGCAGGGAAUUGUCAAGGGAUCAAGGCCACCAGUUAGCAGAGCUGCUCCUCAACCUGAAAAACUGCAAAAGAACAAUAUCAACAAAAAAAAGAAACUGGUUGAGGAGCUGGCUUUAGACCAUGUUUUUGGAUACAGAGGAUUUGAUUGCCGCAACAACCUUCAUUACCUAAAUGAUGGUGCUGAUAUUAUUUUCCACACAGCUGCAGCGGGCAUAGUUCAAAAUCUUUCUACUGGUAGUCAGAGUUUCUACCUGGAGCAUACUGAUGACAUUCUCUGCCUAACUGUGAAUCAGCACCCAAAGUAUAAAAAUAUUGUGGCUACCAGCCAGAUCGGUGAUAUGACAGAAUUUCCAGGUACAACUCCCACAAUUCAUAUAUGGGAUGCUAUGAGUAAGCAAACGAUUUCAAUGCUACGUUGCUUCCAUACCAAAGGGGUCAACUAUGUUAACUUCAGUGCAACUGGCAAACUUCUGGUUUCAGUGGGAGUUGAUCCGGAACAUACUAUCACAGUGUGGAGGUGGCAAGAAGGGGCUAAAGUUGCUAGCAGGGGAGGACACCUGGAGAGGAUAUUCGUUGUAGAGUUCCGCCCAGAUUCAGACACUCAGUUUGUGUCUGUUGGGGUAAAACACAUGAAGUUCUGGACAUUAGCUGGCAGUGCUUUGCUUUACAAGAAAGGAGUCAUUGGUUCCAUGGAAGAUGCCAAAAUGCAAACCAUGCUUUCUGUUGCCUUCGGAGCAAAUAACCUUACAUUUACUGGUGCCAUAAAUGGAGAUGUCUACGUCUGGAAGGAUCAUUUUCUGACUAGACUUGUGGCAAAAGCUCACACAGGGCCAGUGUUUACAAUGUACACGACUCUUCGAGAUGGACUCAUUGUUACUGGAGGGAAGGAGAGACCCACUAAAGAAGGGGGAGCUGUAAAGCUAUGGGAUCAAGAGAUGAAACGGUGCCGAGCAUUUCAGCUUGAGACAGGCCAGCUCAUUGAGUGCGUGCGCUCCGUCUGCAGAGGAAAAGGGAAAAUUUUAGUGGGAACAAAAGAUGGAGAAAUCCUUGAAGUAGGAGAAAAAAAUGCUGCUUCAAACUUGUUGAUUGACUGUCACAUGGAAGGGGAAAUCUGGGGCUUAGCAACUCACCCCUCAAAAGACAUAUUUAUCUCUGCAAGUAAUGAUGGAACAGCAAGAAUCUGGGACCUGUCUGACAAAGUGAUUUUCUCCGGGGGAGGUAUGAGCCUAUUGCUUUUGUUAAUACAGAAAAUGCUGAACAAAGUGAAUCUAGGUCAUCCAGCAAGAUGUGCCGCAUACAGUCCCGAUGGUGAAAUGGUUGCAAUUGGCAUGAAGAAUGGCGAGUUCGUUAUUUUACUUGUAAACAGCCUUAAGGUGUGGGGCAAAAAGCGAGACAGGAAGUCGGCAAUUCAGGAUAUCAGGAUCAGCCCAGAUAACAGGUUUUUGGCAGUGGGUUCACAAGAACAUACUGUAGAUUUUUAUGACCUCACUCAAGGUACAACCCUAAACCGAAUAGGCUACUGCAAAGACAUUGCAAGUUUUGUCAUACAGAUGGAUUUUUCUGCAGACAGCAGAUACAUUCAGGUAUCAACGGGUGCCUAUAAGCGUCAAGUUCACGAGGUACCACUAGGAAAGCAAAUAACAGACCCUGCAUUAAUAGAAAAGAUCACAUGGGCCACGUGGACAAGCAUUCUUGGAGACGAAGUCAUUGGAAUUUGGCCGCGAAAUGCAGAUAAAGCAGAUGUCAAUUGUGCAUGUGUGACCCAUGCUGGCCUAAAUAUAGUCACAGGCGAUGACUUUGGUCUGGUGAAACUGUUUGAUUUCCCAUGCACAGAAAAAUUUGCCAAACACAAGCGGUAUUUUGGGCACUCUGCACAUGUCACCAACAUACGCUUUUCUCAUGAUGACAAGUACGUUAUCAGUACAGGAGGAGAUGACUGCAGUGUAUUUGUAUGGCGAUGUCUUUGAAAGGAGACGCUCUUGCUGCUGUUACUGCCACCACCAAGUGACUGCUCUGGACUGGACAGCCAUGAAUGCCUCUACCCCUGCCAUACGAUGCUGCAUGGAUUACACAUUUUUCAGAUUACUCAUACGAAUUUACUGAAUGUGAUCUUGCAUUUGAAAGACCAAUAUCCUUGAGAAGGAAGCUGAAGUUUGAAAGGGAAUCAUUUUGUAACCUGGGUAGGCCAAAGUGAUGAACAGUUCACUCACGAAGCUGUUUUUGCCUAAUACUGUGUUAUUCCACCCGUGUCUGAAAAGGGAGCACACUGAGAAAAGGCCGGGCCCUUUAAUUUGCCUAAUUUCAAAACUUAUGGCUUGAACAUUUGUUCAAGGAAUGGUGUUUUGUACAACACCUGCUUAAAAUUCAAAUUUGGUGCGCCGAGUAAAACUGCAAGCUUUUAA